Manis javanica (Malayan pangolin) is the source of this 1340-nucleotide messenger RNA. RefSeq names its product AAR2 splicing factor (gene AAR2). Gene Ontology annotation, biological process: spliceosomal tri-snRNP complex assembly. The record is from RefSeq and is a predicted model, not a curated record. Lineage: Eukaryota; Metazoa; Chordata; Mammalia; Pholidota; Manidae.
UUAGGGCAUCUCGCCAGGACGGCUGCGUCCCGGUCUGUGCGCCGGUGGUGAGACCCAGGUGUCUGUGCAGGCCUUUCUCCCUGAGAAACCGUCACCAGAGACACCGUCGCCAAUACUUCCUGGGGCACCCGGCAGUUCUGAGAGACAAGAAGGAUUAUUCUUUUUGGUCACCCACCGCUGGUUGCAUGGCUGCCGUGCAGAUGGAUCCUGAGCUUGCCAAGUGCCUCUUCUUUGAAGGGGCCACUGUGGUCAUCCUGAAUAUGCCCAGGGGGACAGAGUUUGGCAUUGACUACAACUCUUGGGAGGUGGGUCCCAAAUUCCGGGGUGUGAAGAUGAUCCCGCCAGGCAUCCACUUCCUCCACUACAGCUCUGUGGACAAGGCCAAUCCCAAGGAGGUGGGCCCUCGUAUGGGCUUUUUCCUUAGCCUGCGGCAGCGGGGACUGAUAGUCCUACAUUGGAACGCAGUCCAGGAAGAGGUAGACCUGUCUCCAGCCCCAGAAGCCGAGGUGGAGGCCAUGAGGGCCAACCUCCAGGAGCUGGACCAGUUCCUGGGACCUUACCCAUAUGCCACGCUCAAGAAGUGGAUCUCCCUCACCAACUUCAUCAGCGAGGCCACAGUGGAGAAGCUGCAGCCUGAGAACCGGCAGAUCUGUGCCUUCUCAGAGGUGCUACCUGUCCUCUCCAUGAAGCACACCAAGGACCGGGUGGGGCAGAAUCUGCCCCGCUGUGGCACUGAGUGCAAAAGCUACCAGGAGGGCCUCUCCCGGCUGCCUGAGAUGAAGCCCAGAGCUGGGACAGAGAUCCGCUUCUCAGAGCUGCCCACGCAGAUGUUCCCAGCAGGGGCCACGCCAGCAGAGAUAACCAGGCACAGCAUGGACCUGAGCUAUGCCCUGGAGACUGUGCUCAGCAAGCAGUUCCCCAGCAGCCCCCAGGAUGUGCUUGGUGAACUCCAGUUUGCUUUUGUAUGCUUCCUGCUGGGGAACGUGUAUGAGGCAUUUGAGCACUGGAAGCGGCUUCUGAACCUCCUGUGCCGGUCAGAAGAAGCCAUGGUGAAGCACCACACCCUCUACAUCAACCUCAUCUCCAUCCUGUACCAUCAGCUUGGCAAGAUCCCCGCCGACUUCUUUGUGGACAUUGUGUCCCAGAACAACUUCCUCACCAGCACCUUACAGGUUUUCUUUUCCUCUGCCUGCAGCGUUGCCGUGGACGCCACCCUGAGGCAGAAGGCUGAAAAGUUCCGGGCUCACCUGACUAAGAAGUUCCGGUGGGAUUUUGAGGCGGAGCCGGAGGACUGCGCCCCAGUGGUGGUGGAGCUCCCGGAGGACGCGAGGACUGGGUAG